Molecule: messenger RNA, 3195 nt
Organism: Phlebotomus papatasi
Lineage: Eukaryota; Metazoa; Arthropoda; Insecta; Diptera; Psychodidae
Gene: Slmap
Product: sarcolemmal membrane-associated protein
Exons: 7
Coding region: 285-2684 (799 amino acids)
Molecular function (GO): protein binding
Source: RefSeq, a predicted model, not a curated record
GGAUUUCAUGUGUCAGGGUGACAUUUUGGAAGAAAAAAAAAUUGCGUGUAGCGUAAAAAAUUCCAUAAAGCAAAACGAAGUUUCAGGAGAAAAAAAUUAAAAAGAUAGUAGAAGAGUGUGAAAAUCAUACAAAAUGUUCAUUUAGAGAAAUUAAGGGUGCGUGACAGUGAUUUGUGUUGGUUUUUCUUGAAGAAAAAUUGAGAGGGAAGUGUGCAAUUUGUGAAUUCUGUGACGUGCACUUCCGUGGACCACACAAAUCCCCUAAAUGUUGUUUUAGUCUGGACAUGGUUGUUGUGAGUAACGGCUGGUUGGAACAUGCUGCAGAAGUUCAGUCCUUCCUUCGAGCGAAUGACUUAACCAUGUCAGCGCCCACCGUCCCGACUGGUGCUGCUUCAAAUAACGGCAGCAGCACCCUUUUGGCGCCCACCGUUGCCGCAUCAGCUUCCACAAUUGUACCACCCACUCUAGGCGAACUAGCGACAGUUGAUGGCGAGAAUGCUGUGCCACCAGGAGCUCAGUCUGCGGCACCCCCAGAUGCGGGAGAAUGGUUACCUUUCGAUUCGGAUAAUGCUAGACCGUAUGGUAACGGUAAUGGCCAGAGAAAUCCUAGCAACCAGCCGGCCAAGGCUAUUCUCAAGUGUCGACCAAACUCACAUCCAUUUCAGAAUCGGACGCUUCUGCUUGAACCCAAUCAAGAAGUUAAGGUUGGGCGUUCUGUUCCUCGGCAUCGAGUCGCUGAACACAAUGCUAUCUUUGACUGUAAAGUACUGUCGAGAAAUCAUGCUGUGUUAUGGUACAGCGAUGGAAAAUUCUUUAUACGCGAUACAGGCAGCAGCAAUGGUACAUUCAUCAACAAUCAACGGUUAUCCCCAAUGUCGCAUCGUUCAGAUCCAUUUGAAGUGAGCUCUGGGGACAUUGUACAAUUUGGCGUGGAUGUUACAGAGAAUUCGCGCAAAGAGACACAUGGAUGCAUUGUGGCCACCCUUAAGCUCUUUCUGCCGGAUGGUCGUGAAACUAAGGCCAGUCAGUCUACAUGUGUGGGUGAAAUUCCACCCGAGGAUCUCCAUCGGCUCAAUCAGUAUAUUCAGGAGAUAAUGCAGCGUGAACAAGUGCUAGAGUCCAAGAUGGUGGAUUUGCAAAAGUUCCUUGAAGUAUCCAGAACAAAUGCCGAGAAUAGUUGGCAGGCAAUGAUCGAUGAAGAUCGUCUGCUAAAUCGUAUUGAUAUAUUGGAGAACAAAUUGCAGAAUUAUCAGAAGACCGCAACGGAAGAUAAACUGCGCGAUGAAGUGUUGAAAUUGCAGGAGGAUAAACUCCUCUAUCAAGAUUCGGCCAAAGAGGCAUUGAGGAAAGUCUAUCAGGAAAGGUAUGAGGCAAUUCAAAAAUUGGGUGGCAUGGCUGUGGAUCUGUGCAACAGCGAAGGUGAAUGUUCACUGUUGAAAGAGCAAGCUAUGAAAGCCCAAAAUGAACUUAGGGAUACCCUAUCACGCUAUAACACACUUCAGCAGAAAUAUGAUGAGCUAACGGAGAAGUUUAGUCAAUUAGAGAGUCAAUCGCCCAAAAAUACAGCUUCCUCACUCAUUCAAGCACCUGAUGGCAGUGCAGACACCGAUAAAGGCAUGAAUGAGAAAUACUGCCCUGAGGAGUCUGCAGCCAAAAGAGAAGCUUUGCUAAAUCUUUUUGCUAAAUCUGAUCUGAAAAACGUUGAGGGUUCUGAUGAUAUCAUUAAAUCAAUGUUCAAUGACACUGAUGGAAAUAAUGAUUUGAAUAAUGUGCACGCUGUAUAUACGAGAAUCUACAAUAGACUCUUGGAAAUGGAGAAGAAUUUCAACUUAACCGACAAUAGUAAUCCAAAUACUGUUAAACAAGAGCACAUUCGUCGGGAUAGCGAGUGUUCCAUAGAUUCAAAUUCGAGCACAGAGACAACGGUGAACGAUGGUAAUCAAAAUGUCAACGAGGGAGAAUUGACACCGGUUCACAAAAGGAUGAUAAGUACAACAAUUGAUGAAUUGAAGGAUAUAUACAGUGACCUGAUGAGCAAUGUAGCAACAGCACGGGAGGAUGUUCUUGCGCGUAAGGAAGCCAAGGAAAGGUGUGAAGAAAUGGAGGCCAAGCUGAUCUCGCUGCAGGCUGAACUGCAAACCCUCUCCCUGGAACUGCAAACACGUCCCACAUACAAUCAAUACCACGAAAAAGUGAAGCUGUGUGAUGAUCUGCAGACGGAAGUAGUAGGACUGCAAUCGCAGAUCACUACACUGAGAGAAACAAGUGAGAAAGUUGGGGUCGAAUGUGAUGUGUUGCGACAACAAUUGGCCGUAAUUAGGGAUACGGUUAAGUGUGACAAAUUGUCACAAACUGAUGAGAUUGAUUGUCCACCAUCCAGUGAUUAUGGACACAAGUCUCAAGUAAAAUUUGUACAAGUGACUACUGAGAUUGAAAAUGAUGCAGAAUUGUCUCAGGAGAUUAAACUCAUCACCGAUCCUGAUAUUCAACGCGAGGAGGAAUUGAUUCUCUAUAAAGAAAAAUUUACUCAAUUGAAUGAGGAAAAAAUUACGCUACAGCAGGAGCUUGAUCAGGUGAAAAAGAAUUAUAACUAUUUAAAGAAUAAGUCAAUCAUUACGUUAUUAACUUAUUUGGUGCCCUUUGUGGCACUUAUCAGUUAUUUUUUAUUUACACUCUUCUCGUAAAAUUGAGAAAAAAAACAACCAGUAAGAAAAAGAUAAAAAAUUUGUAGUUAUGAUGCUGAUUUCUUGUGUGGUACUGUUGUGGUUGAUGCUGACAAAAACGGCGAACAAAUCUAUAAUAUAUCAUCUCUUUUUCAAGUUGAUCUUCAUUCACAUACUUUUAUCCAUCCAGUAAAUAUUGUACUAAAACAAAAAACCCUACGUUGUUCUCAUAAUUUAUUUUGAGAAGUAACUUCUUCUACAUUAAUUCCUUUCAUGUAUGAAUUUUUCCUUUUUCUUGUGUUGAUACAAAAUUAACGUGUAAUAUUAAUGUUUAAGAUCGCGAAAAAUUUAUGAAAUAAAAUCAUCAAAUGAAGAAACACCAACACAAAAAAAAACUAAAUGAAAUGCCUUUAGAAUGUUCUUAUACAGUGCAAGAAAAUUAGUGAAAGGGAAAGAAUAAUGUACGAGGAUAACCAUGUGAAAGAUAUUUGUGUGAGGAAACAGACAGCAUUUAUAUUACCAGAAAAAAGAA